Hibiscus syriacus is the source of this 483-nucleotide messenger RNA. RefSeq lists its product as uncharacterized. The record is from RefSeq and is a predicted model, not a curated record. NCBI's taxonomy places the organism in Eukaryota, Viridiplantae, Streptophyta, Magnoliopsida, Malvales, Malvaceae. The transcript has a single exon. Gene Ontology annotation, molecular function: RNA-DNA hybrid ribonuclease activity; nucleic acid binding. Bases 1 to 483 code for a protein of 160 amino acids.
AUGGAUCCCCUAAAAUUUCUGAUGGAAUCUCCUGCUCUGACUGGUAUACUGGCUAGGUGGAAGAUGUUGUUAUCUGAGUUUGAUAUUGUGUAUGUGAUCCAAACGAAAAUAGAAGGGAGUAUCAUAGCCGACUUUCUUACGAGUCGUGCCUCAGAAGAUUACGAGUCUCUAAACUUUAAUUUCCCAGAUGAAGAUUUGAUGUUCAUCUCAACUAAAGAAGAAAGUGUCAUGGACGACAAAUCCUAUAAAUUAUACUUUGAUGGAGCCUUUAACGCUUUGGGGAAAGGAAUUGGGGCAGUGCUGAUUUCCCCAGAAGAAAUCUACUAUCCUUUCACAAGUAGAUUGGAAUUCUUUUACGCCAACAACAUGGCAGAAUACGAAGAAUGUGUCAUGGGGUUAAAAGCAUCCAUCGAAAGAGAAGUCAAAAUGCUUAAAGUAUACGGAGAUUCCUUAUUAGUAGUAUAUCAACUAAGGGGAGAAUGA